This is a messenger RNA of Aplysia californica (California sea hare), 432 nucleotides long. RefSeq lists its product as uncharacterized. Lineage: Eukaryota; Metazoa; Mollusca; Gastropoda; Aplysiida; Aplysiidae. The record is from RefSeq and is a predicted model, not a curated record.
CCGCUGUCGGGCGUGGCCCGUGAGGCUCUGGAGGCCCCCCCUGGUCCUGCGGGCGCCGUGCUCAUGAACAAAGUUCGCAACUAUCUCAGCAAAACGGGCAUCGAGGAAGAAUUUCACAACCUGGUGAGGAAGCUCUUGAGUCGGGAUGAGCUGCCGUAUAACCCUUACCCAGGGAUUGCUCUCAGGCUCAGGCCGUUUAUGGAGAAAUUCUACAUGGACGCUGACACUGACGACAAGAUUGAGUAUUCCCUGAGCGUGCCCCUGAGAGAGACGAAGAUCCUGGGUCUGUUCACGGCCCAAGAGGGCGGCCCUGUGUGGGGCCUACGCAGCAUUCUCCGUGUCUCCGACACCACCAUGAUCAACCGGUACCGCUGGCUCUCCGACAACAUCACGCCGAACUUUAACGACCUGUACCAGAGGGAUGGAUAUUCC